AUGACCUCGCCACGGCCAAACCCAGGCGCAUCUGCCUCAUCUACACAGCCCCUCACUCCGCCCGCCGAUGCGCCCUCUGCCGCGAACAAUCCCUCCCAAGCAAACAACCUACCGCCGACCGCCGCCGCCGCCAACACCUCCACCUCUACCCCAACGAACCCAGCCAACCCAACCCUCCUCCCAGCAACCUCGCUACAAGACACAGGCAAAUCCCGCCGCCCGCGCGAUGCCCGCCUCAUUCACAUGCUCCUCGCCUCCCUCGGCGUAACCGCCUACCAAGAACGCGUCCCUCUCCAACUUCUCGACUUCGCUUACCGAUACACAUCCAGCACGCUGCAGGAUGCUGUCUACCUCGCUACGGAGGGAUAUCCGGGGGAGUCUGGCGGCGGCGGUGGUACGUCUAAAGGGGGCGGGGAUGGAAAGGUGCCUGGCGGAGGAGGAGGAGCAGGGUCCCAGCAGCCUGGAAAUUUAGAUCUGAGCUCCGUCAGCCUGGGAGCACUACGGAUGAGCAUUGCGUCGCGUCUGCAUUAUCAGUUUCAGCGCGGUUUGCCGAAGGAGUUUCUCAUGGAUGUUGCGGCGGAGAGGAAUCGGAUGAUGCUGCCUGGUGUUAUGCGCGGGGUUGACGGUGGGGCGGCGGCUAGUGCGGCGGCAGCGUCGGCUGGCGGUGUUAUGAUGGGUGGGAUGAGGUUGCCGCCUGAGCGGUUUUGUUUGACGGGGGUUGGGUGGGGGUUGAAGGAGGAGUGGGAGAGCGAAGGGGAUGAUGAGGACGGGGAGAAGGGGAUGGAGAUGGAUGUUGAUGGCAAUGAUAAUAAUGGGCAGCAGGUUGCUGGGUCGGGCCAGGGGUCGUUUGCGAAGGAGGGAGGAGGAGAUGGGGAGGAUGAUGAUGAUGGGGAUGGGGAUGGGACGAUGGAGGACAUAUUUGGUGAUGACAGGUUAGAUGGGGAGGGGCGAGAUGAAGAUAAGACCAUGACGGAUGUUUGA
This is a messenger RNA of Blastomyces gilchristii SLH14081, 981 nucleotides long. RefSeq names its product transcription initiation factor TFIID subunit 9B. The coding region runs from base 1 to 981 and encodes 326 amino acids. The record is from RefSeq and is a predicted model, not a curated record. Gene Ontology annotation, biological process: RNA polymerase II preinitiation complex assembly; DNA-templated transcription initiation. Gene Ontology annotation, molecular function: RNA polymerase II general transcription initiation factor activity; transcription coactivator activity; protein heterodimerization activity. Gene Ontology annotation, cellular component: SAGA complex; transcription factor TFIID complex. The transcript has a single exon. Lineage: Eukaryota; Fungi; Ascomycota; Eurotiomycetes; Onygenales; Ajellomycetaceae.